AUGACUGCUCAGAUGCUACAAAAAAUCCUCGCUGCCCAUUUAAAAGAGCAUAAAAUCAAUCCUGGUGAACCUGUAGUUGAGGAUGAAGAAGAUGACGAUGAUUAUGAGGGAGAAGAUCAACAAGAUGGGGAUGUCAGUGGUAGAUCGAAGCAAAGCAGAAGCGAAAGCAAGAGUCGUAAGGCGAUGCUGAAGCUUGGAAUGAAACCCAUCACUGGUGUUAGCCGUGUUACAGUCAAGAAAAGCAAAAAUAUUUUGUUUGCGAUCUCAAAACCGGAUGUUUUCAAAAGCCCAACAUCUGACACGUAUGUUAUCUUCGGCGCUGAGCAAUUUAAAGCUCCUGACCUAAGUAAUGUAGUCUCCAAGCCUGAGUCGUCAGCCCCUGCUCAAGAUGAGGAGGAUGUGGAUGAGACAGGAGUAGACCCCAAGGACAUUGAGUUAGUCAUGACACAAGCUGGAGUCUCUAGGCGAAAGGCUGUCAAGGCGCUCAAGGCUUUGUGA
Messenger RNA from Papaver somniferum (opium poppy), 498 nucleotides. RefSeq names its product nascent polypeptide-associated complex subunit alpha-like protein 1. The transcript has a single exon. The coding region runs from base 1 to 498 and encodes 165 amino acids. NCBI's taxonomy places the organism in Eukaryota, Viridiplantae, Streptophyta, Magnoliopsida, Ranunculales, Papaveraceae. Gene Ontology annotation, biological process: protein targeting to membrane. Gene Ontology annotation, cellular component: nascent polypeptide-associated complex; cytoplasm. The record is from RefSeq and is a predicted model, not a curated record.